AUGGCGGGCGAGCUGCCGUCCCCGGCUGAGGAGCCCGCUGAGAACGGAUGUGAGCAAUGCAAAGAUUUGCACCCGGCCCCGGAGAUCGAAGGGGAAAUUCCCAUGGGAUCCGAGCGGAUGGAGAUGCGCAAAAGGCAAGCAUCUGUGACCCAGGAGACACCAAGCUCUGUACAGCCACAGCCAGGGAUUGAAAACCGUGGGUCCAACGCCUGCUGCUUCUGUUGGUGCUGUUGUUGCAGCUGCUCCUGUCUUACUGUUAGGAAUCAAGAUGAAAGAGCAGCAUCACAUGAACUCAGAACAGACACUAUUCCAAACUGUGAAGAAAGCUCAACUCCAACUCUUGAAGAAGUGAGUGCCUGGAGCCAGUCCUUUGACAAAUUGAUGAGAACGCCAGCAGGUAGAAACGCUUUCAGGGAGUUCCUUCGGACAGAAUUCAGCGAAGAAAAUAUGCUUUUCUGGUUGGCCUGCGAAGAUCUAAAGCAGGAAUCCAACAAGGCUAUCAUUCAAGAGAAAGCAAGACUAAUAUAUGAAGAUUAUAUUUCCAUUCUUUCUCCCAAAGAGGUCAGCCUGGAUUCCAGAGUAAGGGAACUUAUCAACCGGAAUAUGCUGGAACCAUCAGAACAUAGUUUUGAUGAAGCACAACUCCAGAUUUAUAUGUUAAUGCUCAGAGACUCUUACCCUCGGUUUAUGAACUCUGCCAUUUAUAGGGACUUAGUUGAGUCUCUCUCUCAAAAAUCUGCUGAAUCGUAG
This is a messenger RNA of Zootoca vivipara (common lizard), 750 nucleotides long. It is a transcript of the gene RGS20, whose product is annotated as regulator of G protein signaling 20. Lineage: Eukaryota; Metazoa; Chordata; Lepidosauria; Squamata; Lacertidae. The record is from RefSeq and is a predicted model, not a curated record.